Penicillium roqueforti is the source of this 2574-nucleotide messenger RNA. Its product is annotated as putative spindle pole body associated protein SnaD. Bases 1 to 2574 code for a protein of 857 amino acids. The transcript has a single exon. Lineage: Eukaryota; Fungi; Ascomycota; Eurotiomycetes; Eurotiales; Aspergillaceae. The record is from RefSeq and is a predicted model, not a curated record.
AUGGCCAACACAGGCUAUACCUCGCCAUUUCCAACCUCGCAUGACACCAUUGGACAGUCAACAUUGGUGACGCCUCUCUUCAUGCCAUCCUCUCCUCCCCAGCAUCCUUCCAGCCCAUUGAGAUCUCCGUCCCCCGCCCAAACUCCUGCAACCGCCCAGACUCCUUCAACCGAGCGCGUCGCAGCGAAACGUAGCGACCACGGUCGUGACCAGGCUCGUGACUAUGGAUACCAUUCCGAUAAUGAAAUGCAACAUCGCUCUCGCCCCGCCUCUCCUGGAAGCCCGACAGGCUCAGAUCUCGAUGCGCGUCUUGCCGAUUACACCUUGGAUUUCAGCAACUUCCCGAGCGGCCAUUUUCCUAUGGAUGGGAACGACGAAACUCUACCCCCUUUCCAUCAAGAUGUAGAUAAAUUAUCCGACGUUGGAGGCCCCGAGGACUUUACUGCGAAUAUGGAGAAAUACCUGAUGGGCGAUGAGGAUGGAGCAAACCACGAAGAGGAGGAGGACGAAGCUGAAGUAGACUACGGAUCAGUACGACGAUCUUUCCGGAAAUCGAAGCAACCGGUCAUCGAAGACGAAGCCGACUCUGGGGAGUACAGUGAAUUCGGACCGCCAGUGGAUAUGUCGACUCCUUCACACUUGUUGCACCGGACUAGCGCUAUCCGCAAAGAUUCAACCCAUCUGGAAGGUAUUGAAGAAUACCCCGACGAUGACGAGGCCCAGGAUUCUGCAUCCCCUUCCGUCCGAAAAUUGUCGGACGCCUCCAGUCAUGCACCAGAGGAGCAGAAUGAGGAUCUUCACCAGCAGAUCGCACGUAUGGAACACGCCAUGAAUGAAUGCGACAAUCAAUUGCUGAAAAAUCGCAGUCGUAUUCUCGAGGCUGUUUCUGCUAGUGAGCAGAUCCGUCAUCUCCAGACAGAAUUGCAGCAGAAGAAUGCUCUCUUGGACGAGAUGAAUGCCAAAAGUAGCAACGAGGCAAUGCUACGCGAGCAAGUCCAGUCGCUUCAAAAGAAGAAUGAGGAACAUGAAAAGCUAUUACGCCAGUCCAGCAUGAACACAACGGAUCUCAAUCCUCUUUUGAACCAGAUUCGUGAGAUGCAACAGCAACUCCAAAACAGAGACGCACAGACUCCUUUGGACAAGGAGCGAUUGGAGACAAUUGCUCACCUGCGCCAGCAACUCAAUAUUUCCCAAGAGCAGGUGCGAAAGCGCGAUGAAACUCUAGAUGAGACAUUCACUAAGCUCAAGGAAGUCACACGGGCUAAGGAUGCACAAAUACAGGAGAAGAACUCGGAGAUUGAUCAACUCCAAGCACAGAUCGAUGAUUAUGGACUGGAGAAUGAGAAGCUCGAGUCGGAAUUAGAGCGUGCGCAUAAUGAUUUCCAGGUUCUCGAGGAACGCUAUAUCGACCUGGAAGUUAGAAGUCGACCUCUAGAGGAAAAGAACAUCACACUGGAAGAAAAUCUCAGCCGUGUUCAAACCCAUAUGGAAGCCCAGGAGAGUGCUCUCAAAGCUGCUGCUGCAGAUCUGCCUGUCAGUGGCCACAGCACCUACAGCGAGAUUCUCGAUCUGAUCAAAGAUUUGGGCCCAGGGGAUCCCACAUCCCCACUUCACUCGCCAUUGAAGGACAAGUUCGUGGACACCCAAGGCGUGCAGCAACCGCAACAGCCAGACAUGCCAAGCAUUGCAAGCCUUCAGCAAGAACUCCGGGAGUUAUCCGCCGCCCAGAAAGCUGCAGAUACCGAAGCAGCUCGUCUGCGUGAUCAGGCGACUGAAGCUCAGACCCUCAUCAAAACCAUCGAAACCGAGAACUCGCGACUCUCCAACCGAGUAAGCGAGCUCACAACAGCCCUAACCAAGUCCCAGCACAAUCUACUCCAGUCGCAAGAACAGCAUGCUGAAUCCCUCGAGACCAUCGCCCGCUUGCAAGAAGACAGGGUCGUCGAACCUCCUAGUCCACCCCCUUCACCCCCAACAGCGCGCGAAGCUCUCAACCCAGAGCCAAGAGGACCGGACACCGCAGCCCUAGAGGCAAACCACCAAAGCCAACUCCGCAGCCUGCACACCGCACACUCAACAGCCGUCUCAACACUGCGCGCCUCGCACGCCGAGUCAAUGCGCAAAAUCCGCAACCUCCUCGUAGCCGCCGAGCAACGCGAAGCCGAUUUACGCUCGGAACUUGCAACUCUCCGCGCCUCAUCUGCAACCUCCGAAAACCACCUACGCAAGAGCUUCAAAAUAGAGCUCCGCCGCCUGGAAGACAUCAUCGCCGGAAAGGACGAAACCGCCGCCGCGAUGGACCAGCGCAUCGCUCUGUCUGUGGACAAGCGCGAGCGCGAGUGGGAGCGGCGCAUCGACCUCCUCCUCAAGGAGCGAGAUCGCAUGGCCAAGGCUUUGAUGAUGAGCUGGGGCGAGAAUGAGCUGGGUCGGGGUCCGGGGUCUUUGGCUGAGAGUCACGGCAAAGAGAGCCGUCGUCGUGACCGAGACCGUGAUGUGGAAGCCAAGAGCGGCCAGGCUUAUCGCUACAAGUAUGCUCAGAAGCAGAAGUCUAAAAGCACCGAGACUAGGGCUUAG